AUGGGUGGCUAUCUGGGCCAUACCAGUCCUUACACCAAGUGGCCAGAAGUCUGCGCCAAUGCCACCAUCUCCUGCCAUGGCAACGUCCCCGAUGAGGUCUUUCGUCAAGUCAUUGGCCUCUCCUCCAUCUUCAGCGGCGCCGCCUUUGUUGCUCCCAUCUUCGCACUCGUCUUCUGGAAACUUUUUGCCAAGUGGCUAUGGCGAUCACGAUGGAACAGGGAAGAAAAGGCGAGCAAUACAAGACGCAUGAGGUGGAAUAUGGAGGAAAAGAGGAGGACCUUGGCCAUGGGCAAAAGAAUGCCUUGGUCAGCCCUCAACAGUCCUGCUACACCAAGACAACAGGGCAACGAUCGUUCCCCCGAGCGCGGAAGAGCGGGACCGAGCUCUACAGAUGGUAACAGGACACAAUACCCGCCUGCUCCUCCUGCUCGACGUGUCUCUCGAUACGAUUAUCUGGGCUCCCACACCAGGAGUCGCUCUGGCUACGGUGUCCGGCAAUCAGUCUACGCUCUGGCAGGUGGUAUAACACCCUCGGCCUCUACACUCUCUCUGCUCGGCCCUGCUCCUCGCCCUCAUCAGAACAGUGGACUUAUCAUGCACAGCCCUUUCCAAAACCCCCACUCUCCAGGUGCAGGGAAUGAGACACAGCAACACCCUCUCCUGCCACAACCUCAGUACGGACGACCUGCUCACGUCAAUUCACCCCUGGCGUCCAGCGGCAACUACCAAAUGCCACGCGAAGACGGCUUCUAUGAUCCUGCUACGGAGAUCAACCCCUCGAUUGUAGCUCGCCAGAGACAGGGGUACAUCGAUAGGGAGAUUCCGAAUCCCUCGGCGCCCGUCAAUAGAAGACGCUCUGGCAUCAGGGGCCUCUACCGGAACAGCACCCAGAUCAAUGCGGCUCCUCAGACGGGCGAUAACAACGAGCCUGGGCGAGCAGAGGGAGACUUCAACCCACCACUGCCCCUCAAGCGCGGUUCACCACCUGGCCAGGGACACGGCCGCCCAGACUACGAACGCACCUUCUCGGACGACUCUACCCACUCGCUGUCCCUCUCACACUCGCAGAGCCAUCCACUUCGAUCAGAAAACAGCUUCUACUCCCGUGACUCGGUACAGAGCCGUGUCAGUGUUCGCUCUACACGCCAUCUCCUCGCUGAUCCACCCCGCAGGCAGGGAACAGGUGGGUUGACACUGGAUGAUGUAGUUCGAGAAAGCGCGCAAGCGCCUGGCGGUCCAGGCUCAAAUGUGCAAGGCUCAGGUCCGGGAGCAGUACAGCCCUACACGGACUCUGCCACGCCCACUGGCACCGGUAGUAGUCCUCUGCGUCACUCCGUGCACGGUAUGGGCCUCACGCUCGCUCCAUCUCCCCUCACGACACAAGCCAAGCAGCAAGAGCGAGGGGAAGAGGAACGUCGCUUAGCCAAGGAGCUGGCACAUACUUUGCGCUACGUGAACCAUUCGCCCUUUGCGGCCGAUUGGGGAUGGCAGUGGCGUGCUUCAAGUCGCAGCUCUGGGGCAAAGAAGAGGAAGAGCUUCUUGGGCCGCAAGACUCGAACUCAGCUUAACGAUCGUUUUGGAGAAGGAGGCACGCCACUAGCAGGUCAAGGUGGAGCAUGCAAGCGCAUCGAGGCAUCCCAAGGUCACUGGUCCUUCGACGAUCGUGCCAUCGGAGCCGAUCUGCCUCUCUCCGUCUCCCAUCCCGGCGAGCCUUACAGUGCGAGUCCUCCAAGUCCAUAUCCUGGCGACAGCAACAGUUCGAAUGGACACUACUCGCGUGUGGGAGAUGCAAGCGAAGCAGGUGCUCGGCUGAGGAGAGCGGUUGCUGAAUUCCAUGGAGUGGGUGAGUCGGGACCAUUCUAUCGCUAG
Molecule: messenger RNA, 1869 nt
Organism: Microstroma glucosiphilum
Lineage: Eukaryota; Fungi; Basidiomycota; Exobasidiomycetes; Microstromatales; Microstromataceae
Exons: 2
Coding region: 1-1869 (622 amino acids)
Source: RefSeq, a predicted model, not a curated record